Drosophila obscura is the source of this 1253-nucleotide messenger RNA. RefSeq lists its product as uncharacterized. The record is from RefSeq and is a predicted model, not a curated record. The coding region runs from base 104 to 1066 and encodes 320 amino acids. The transcript is spliced from 2 exons. Lineage: Eukaryota; Metazoa; Arthropoda; Insecta; Diptera; Drosophilidae.
GCACAGGCACAAUCACAUGCUGACAAACCAGAUACAGUCAACACACACGCACCGACCUAUACUAGAAUCACCCAAAGUCAGGUGACAAAGCGGAGGACCCAGGAUGAACCUGAGUGCCAUAGUCAGGAGUCUGCGCAAAGGUUUGGGGCUGGGAUCAAGUGCAUCGAAGCAGCAGCCAGCAAAUGAUGAGCAGAGUCGAAUCUCUGUUUCCACGUCCAGUUAUAUUUCCAGCUCAAAUUUCUCCAGCGAGGACGAAUACGAAAACACUUUAGGGAAAAAUCGGUUGCCCAUUUCAGUUUCCCAGCUCAAUCAAUGCCGUCAUCCCUGCAAACAGAUUAUCGAGCAGAUCCUCUAUCAGGUCAGUGAGCUGGAGCACACGUUCUACGAGGAUCAGCAGCAGGAGUUUAAGCUGCGCAUGACCCUGGAACGACAAUCAGACAGAAUUCAGGAGCUUCACUUCUCCCUGGACACGGAGAAGCAGCGCAAUAGCCGACUUGUGCAGCUGGUCCGUGGCAUGGAAACCUCGGGCGAGAGUGAGCCGGAGGAGAGGAUGCCAAAUGGAUCCCAUGUGAAGUCUAUUGGAGAUCUUUACGAAUCUAUUAGUCCCCUGCUCAUGCAACAACGCUAUGAUGAGCUUUCUGUUUCGCAUCGCCAGAGUCGCCGACAGCUGGCCAGAAAGGAAAAGGCCCAUAGACUCCUCAAGUGCGAGACGGAGCAACUUCAGGCCAAAUACGACCAUCUCUUCGAUGAGUACCGUAACGAGCAGCGCCGCGUCGAGACGCUCUGUUCCAGGUUCCUUCAAAUACACUCAAUAAAAAAGAAGCAGAUUCACAAUCUGAAGCAAACUUUGGGCUAUGCCAGUGACUGCAUCUACCAUGCCCAGGUGGUUAUCGAGGAUUGCUCCCAGCGGCGAGGUUCGAGUAUUGCUUGUGAACCCUUUUAUAACUUUCAAAAGACACUGGAGAGCUUUAUGGAUUCGUUGCGUAACUGUGACUGCUUGCACAAACUUAACGAGCUCCAAAAACAAGAAACAGAUAGAGGAGAAGAGUUUACCUCCAGGACCUAAACUCUGGCAUUGGCCGGUAAUAAGAGAGAAACUUACUAACAUUGAAAUUGUUGUUAACCGUUAUUAACUACUUGGUGUUAGAUUAAUAUCCAGACAAAAAAAAAAUGUUUGAUUAGACUAAUGAAUAAUAUAAAUGUACCAAAAAUAUGUUCACGUAAAAAUAAAAGCCAAUUUAAGGUAGACAAUG